AUGAUGAUAAAAUCUUGUGGAAUACUACAUUCAAAUUAUUAUUUUAAAAAGAUUAAUUUUAUAUCACAAUAUUCAACAAAAAAUUCAUCAAUACCAAUUAUAGAUUUAGCUAAUUCGUAUGAUAAUGGAAAAAACCGUAAGGAAUUAGCUAAACAGAUCGAUAAUAUAUGUCAAGAUAUUGUUUUUUUUAUCAUUGGACAUUCAAUUGAGGAAAACAUUCAACAGGAUAUGAUGAAAAUAUCAAAAGAAUUUUUUCUUCAAUCUCUAUCAAUAAAACGUGAAAUAUCUGGUUCAAAAGACUAUCCGUAUGGCUAUAAUGGAUUAAAUGAUGAGAAUUUAUCUCGUGGAUAUGAUAAAUCAUCUUCUUUAUUUUUAUUAUCAGAUGUAAAAGAAAGUUUUUCUAUAGGUCCUGAACAUGAUGGGAAAAUACGAUGGCCAAGAACACCUUUGGCAAUGCCUUCGAUUUGGUUAAAUUAUUAUAAAAAGUGUCAUAAUCAAUCUAAGCAUUUAUACAAUUUAUUUGCUUUAGCACUUAAUUUAGAUGAGAAUUGGUUUAAUAAUAAAAUAAAUGAACAUCGUUCAGCCUUACGUUCAUUAUAUUAUCCUUCUUUUUCUGUACCAUUACCAGAAAAUCAAUAUCGCUCAAGUGUACACACAGAUUAUGGGUCAUUUACAAUAUUGAAACAAGAUUCUAUUGGAGGUUUACAAGUACAAAAUCGUUUAGAUCGAAAAUGGAUCGAUGUUCCUUUUAUUGAAAAUAGUUUUGUUAUUAAUUUAGGUGAUUUAAUGUCUCGAUGGACAAAUGAUCAUUGGACGUCAACACCUCAUCGUGUUAUUUCACCAACAUCUAAAAUAGAAAAUGAUUUAUAUCCAACUCGUCAAAGUAUUGCUUCUUUUUGUCAAAUAAAUCCAAAUGAAAUCGUUCGAUGUAUACCAACAUGUUGUUCAAAAGAUAAACCAGUUAAAUAUCCACCGAUUAAUGUAUGGGAUUUAAUUAUGGAAAAAUAUUUAGCAUCAACUCAAAAGAAUAAUUAA
This is a messenger RNA of Rotaria socialis, 1035 nucleotides long. The record is from the annotation of a GenBank genome assembly. NCBI's taxonomy places the organism in Eukaryota, Metazoa, Rotifera, Eurotatoria, Philodinida, Philodinidae.